Molecule: messenger RNA, 1378 nt
Organism: Equus caballus (horse)
Lineage: Eukaryota; Metazoa; Chordata; Mammalia; Perissodactyla; Equidae
Gene: TMEM125
Product: transmembrane protein 125
Source: RefSeq, a predicted model, not a curated record
CACACCCUCUAACCCCUGACCCUGCCCUCUGCCCUGACUUGUGCCAGACCUAACCAUGCCUGCAGGAGAGGCUCGAGCCCCGCUGGGCCAGGGGCUGCCCCCAGAUGUGCUGGUGGAGCAGGUGGAGCUGUGGUGGUCCCAGCAGCCACGACGCUCAGCACUCUGCUUUGCGGUGGCAGUGGGCCUCGUGGCAGGCUGUGGGGCAGCUGGCGUGGCACUGCUCUCUUCCACCAGCAGCCGCUCAGGUGAGUGGAGGCUGGCAGCAGGCACUGUGCUCUGUCUGCUGGCCCUACUGGUUCUCGUUAAGCAGCUGAUGAGCUCGGCAGUCCAAGAUAUGAACUGCAUACGCCAGCCCCACCACGUGGCCCUGCUACGCAGUGGUGGAGGUGCCGAUGCCCUGGUGGUGCUGCUCAGUGGCCUGGUGCUGCUGGUCACAGGCUUGACGCUGGCUGGGCUGGCCUCCGCCCCUGCCCCUGCCCGGCCACUGGCUGCCAUGCUGUCAGUGGGCAUCGCCCUGGCUGCCUCAGGCUCACUCCUGCUGCUGGGCUUGCUGCUAUAUCAGGUGGGCGUGAGUGGACAUUGCCCGCCAAUCCGUUCGGCCCCUCCCACUACCCACAGUGACCACAGUGGCAAUGGCAGCAUCUUCAGCAUCUCAGGAAGGUUGUCUGCUGGCCAGCGUCAUGAGACCACAUCCAGCAUUGCCAGCCUCAUCUGAUCAAGCCCAAGUCCUUCCCACGACCUGCCUCAGCAACCACAAGACUGUGCCAGGGCUGAGUGAGUGCAUGAGUGUGUGUCUGCACACACAAGGGGAUAGUGUAUGUGAGUGUGUGCAUGUCCCCAGGACUGUCCGGCCCUCCUGUGGGAUGUGUGAUGAGGAACCUCUGUGGUUCCUCACAUCCACACCGAGGGAGAGUCAGUGUGUUUCUCCUGGAACUGGGUGUUUGUGUCCAUGGAACUGUCACAGUCUGCCUGUCCGUAUCUGGGGUCUCUAGGCAGAGGCGUGUCUGGGAUCCCUGAAGAUUCUCAGCGCCUGUGCCCAACACCCCUCAAAGCUGACCCUGCCCUGUGACCCCUGUCAGGGGUUUUGGCAGGAGUGGGUGUUGUCCACCCCGAGACUGCACCAGCGAGUCUCCUUCCGUGAGGACAGUGAGUGGUGGCAGAGCGGGAAGAACACGAGAAUGAAAUGGGACAGGCCUGGAUCGGAAUCCCCCUCCACCACUUACCCGCCAGGGGACUUAGGAAAGUGACUUAACCUCUCUGAGCCUCAGUUUCUUGAGAGGCAUCAUGGUCGCCGUAAUCAAUUGUGAGGAUUAAAUGACGUCAUGCAUGGAAGGACUGGGCACAUGACAGAUGUGCAAUAAAGUGGUGGCUGCUGCUA